AAAACCUCCGUCAGUGUGUGUGUGUGUAUGUGUGUGUAUAUGUAUGCAUGUGUGUGUGUGCAGAAUCAUGGCUUUGUAGUAGGAGUAAAGCGUCUCCUCGCCCGACCAGUUUUUCCAGUUUAAUUGUGAACACACACACACAGAAAGGCUCUUCAACGCUGACACGGAGCGAACAUGGAACAAUAAAACACUUUAAAACCCCUUCAGAGGAUUCACUUCAGCUUAAUUGGAGAUCGUGGGUGUCUCAGGAUGAACUCUCGAUCGAGAGCCGACUCCCAGGGUUCCCUGGACGAGCCGGAUGAUGAGGUUAUGCCAUACAGUGAUGAUGAGACGGACGCCGAGUUAGAAGAUGAACUGGAUCAAAGUGUAGACCAACUGCCAGAACCAGAAACCAGACCCGCGCCUGCCGUCGAGGCCGGUUGGAGCGUCCGAGCAAAUGACAGGGAAUAUUGCAAACGGCCAGAGUUUCAGAAGAAGGUCUUUCUGUGCAUCAAGAAAAGCAGAUACUCUGGAAAUGCAAUCAAGACCUACAAAUACAACGUGUUAACCUUCCUGCCGCUGAAUCUGUAUGAGCAGUUCAAGAGAGCCGCAAACCUCUACUUCCUGGGUCUGCUGAUCCUACAGAUUAUUCCUCAAAUCUCCACUCUACCGUGGUACACGACUCUGGUGCCGCUGGUGCGUUUGGGCAUCACUGCUAUUAAAGACCUGGUUGAUGAUCUGGCACGACACCGGAUGGACAAAGAAAUCAACAACAGAAAGUGUGACGUGCUGCUGAACGGCAGGUUUGUGGAGACCAGAUGGAUGAACCUGCAGGUUGGAGACGUGGUCAGACUACACAAAAAUGACUUCAUCCAGGCCGAUAUUAUGUUGUUGUCCACUCAAACCCCAACAGUCUGUGUUAUGUUGAAAACUGCGGAGCUUGACGGAGAGACGAAUCUGAAGUUUAAAAUGGGUCUGAAAGUGACGGAUGAGCGUCUUCAAGAGGAGCAGCAGCUGGUUCAAUUAAUGGUGUGUGUGUAUAUAAGAGACUCGCUGGUGAAGUGUGAGGAGCCCAACAACCGUCUGGAUAAGUUUGUCGGGACAAUGAUCUGGGAAUCGCAGAGUUACCCUCUUGACCUCGACAACAUGCUGCUGCGAGGAUGCAAAGUCCGCAAUACUGACAUCUGUCACGGCCUGGUCAUAUUCGCAGGAAAUGACACUAAAAUCAUGAGGAACGGAGGAAAGACCAGGUUCAAACGCACCAGAAUAGACAAACGCAUGAACUACAUGGUUUACACGAUCUUUGUGUUGCUGGUGUUGUUGUGUGCUGGUCUGGCCAUCGGACACACAUACUGGUAUGAGAGCAUCGGCUCCAAGGCCUGGUAUUUGAUUGACGGACUGGACUACUCUUCAUCCUACAGAGGUUUCCUCAGUUUCUGCUACAUCAUUAUCCUUAACACCAUGGUGCCCAUCUCGCUUUACGUCAGUGUGGAGGUGAUCCGGCUGGGUCAGAGUAAGUUCAUUAACUGGGAUCUGCAAAUGUACUACGCUGAUAAAGACACUCCGGCCAAAUCCAGAACCACCACCCUGAAUGAGCAGCUGGGCCAGGUCGAGUACAUCUUCUCGGAUAAAACCGGCACGCUCACACAGAACAUCAUGGCCUUCAAGAAGUGCACCAUUUCUGGACGAACUUACGGUGAGGCUUUGACUGACUGAUAACCUUACAUUUAGACCACAGAUGAGAACAACAUCAUACCUAAAAAAGGCAUACCAUUGCCUGUGGAUUUCAGUUGGAAUAAUGCCGACAGGAAGUUCCAGUUUGACGAUCAUUUCCUCAUUUCCUGUAUCCGCUCAAAAAAGGACCCGCAGGUUCUGGAGUUCUUCAAACUGCUGUCUUUGUGUCACACCGUCAUGGUGGAGGAGAAAGAGGGUGAGCUGGUGUACCAGGCAGCAUCUCCAGAUGAGGGCGCUCUGGUCACGGCAGCACGAAACUUCGGCUUUGUAUUCCUGUCGCGAACACAAGACACCAUCACCAUCCAGGAGAUGGACAAACCGCAGACCUACACCAUGCUGGCGCUGCUGGACUUCAACAGUGACCGCAAACGCAUGUCCAUCAUCUUGAAGUUUCCGGAUGGCCGUAUUCGUCUGUACUGUAAAGGCGCAGACACCGUGAUCUACCAGAGACUUUCUUCACAAAGCAAGAAUAAAGAAAACACACAAGAAGCUCUGGACAUCUUUGCGAACGAGACUCUGCGGACUCUCUGUCUCUGCUAUAAAGACAUCAGUCAGGACGAGUUUGACAAGUGGUCUAGAAAACAUCAGAUCGCAGCCGUUUCAAUGGUGGACCGAGAACGGGAGCUAGAUGAGGUUUAUGAGGAGAUCGAGAAAGACCUCCUGCUGAUCGGCGCGACGGCCAUUGAAGACAAACUUCAGGAUGGCGUUCCUGAAACCAUCGCGAAACUAGCCAAAGCAGAUAUUAAGAUCUGGGUUCUGACUGGAGACAAGAAAGAAACUGCAGAGAACAUCGGAUACUCCUGCCAGCUGCUGACCGACGACAUGAAGAUCCACUAUGGAGAAGACGUGAAUGUUCAGCUGAGGAACAGACAGACUCAGAGACGCACUGACCCGCAGAGCCGAAACAAGAAGCUGAAGGAGCCGUUCUUCAAUGAGCCGGGCAAAAACGCUCUCAUCAUCACUGGAGGAUGGCUGAAUGAGAUCCUGUAUGAGAAGAAGAAGAAGCGUCGUCGUCUGCGUCUGAAGAAGCUGCGGCUGCGGCAGAAUAACCAGCAGUCCAGCAGCAGCACAGCUCCAGACAGCAGCCAGCCGGUGGACGACUGGGAGAAGGAGAAGCGGCAGGAGGAUUUCGUGGACAUGGCGUGUGAAUGCAGCGCCGUCAUCUGCUGCCGUGUCACACCCAAGCAGAAGGCCAACGUCGUCAGCCUCGUCAAGAAGUACAAGAAAGCCGUGACUCUGUCCAUCGGAGACGGAGCUAAUGACGUCAACAUGAUCAAGACCGCAGACAUUGGUGUGGGCAUCAGUGGUCAGGAAGGCAUGCAGGCUGUGAUGUCCAGCGAUUACGCCUUCGCUCAGUUCUGCUUCCUGCAGCGCCUCCUGCUGGUGCACGGCCGCUGGUCCUACAUCCGCAUGUGCAAGUUUCUGCGCUACUUCUUCUACAAGAACUUCGCCUUCACGCUCGUCCACUUCUGGUUCUCCUUCUUCAACGGCUUCUCCUCGCAGACGGCGUAUGAAGACUGGUUCAUCACUCUUUAUAACGUCUGCUACAGUAGUUUACCGGUUCUCCUCGUCGGACUUCUGGAUCAGGAUGUGAAUGAUAAGCUGAGUCUGCGCUUCCCGAAGCUUUAUCUUCCGGGUCAGCAGGGAGCGCUCUUCAACUACAGGAACUUCUUCAUCAGCCUGUUUCACGGCAUCUUCACGUCGCUCAUGAUCUUCUUCAUCCCGUACGGAGCUUUCCUGCAGACCAUGGGCCAAGACGGAGAGGCUCCAUCAGACUACCAGUCCUUCGCGGUGGUCGCAGCUUCAUCGCUCAUCAUCACCGUCAACCUGCAGAUCUCCUUGAACACCUCCUACUGGACUUUUGUCAACUUUUUUGCGGUUCUCGGCAGCAUCGCUCUUUACUUCGGCAUCAUGUUUGACAUCCACAGUGCAGGAAUCCAUGUCAUUUUUCCAAACACCUUCACUUUCACAGGCGCUGCAUCUAACGCUCUCCGACAGCCGUAUCUGUGGCUUACCAUCAUUCUGACUGUGGGAGUUUGUUUACUUCCUGUCAUCUGCAUCCAGUUCCUCUAUCAAACCAUCUACCCCUCAGUCGGAGACAAGGUCCAGAGGAACAGAAAGAAAUACGAGCUUGAGGAUGAAGAAGACGAGAGGAAGAAGAGGAAGCCCACGUUCCAGCGCGGCGGACGUUCUCGUCGCUCCGCGUACGCCUUCUCGCACUCGCGCGGUUACGCAGACCUGAUCGCGUCUGGACGCAGCAUUCGGCAGCGGCCGCGAGUCCGACCCGAGCUCAGAGACAGCAUUCGAGAAGUUCCUCACGCUGAAAACAUCUGAAACUAUCACUAACACACACGCCGAACGUGCCUUCACACCCUCAGCACAGCCAAUCAGAAAAGGUCAAGUGUCAUUUAAAGGGGCGGGACUAACCAAAGAGCCAAUGGGGAAUGGGGUAAGGGGCUUAAAGGGGAAGUACUAGUAAACACUGAAGAUCUGAGCUGGUUUUAAUGUUGAGCACGGUGUACAACACAUCCUUCAUCUCAGGUUCUUAUUCUGUGUCUGUUAUUCUGGAGUCUCACGUUUGUUUCCUUUCUUUAUUCAGAAUAAUCCAAUUUACUUCGAAAGGGAGAGAAAGUGUGUGUGUUUGUGUGUGUUUAUGUUUGUGCGUGUGUCUGUUUGUUUGUUUAUGUGUGCGUGUGUGUGAAUGUGUUUGUAAUUUCACCAUCUAUUAAAAUAUAAAGUGUGUGUGUGUCUGAAUGUGUUUGUUAUUUCAUCAACAGUUAAAAGGUAAAGUGUGUGUGUGCGUGUUUGUGUGUGUGUGUGUCUGAAUGCGUUUGUAAUCUUACCACCUGUUAAAAUAUAAAGCGUGUAUGUUUGCGUGUGUGUGUGUACAUGUGUUUCUAAUGUCACCAACAUUUUAAAUUGUAAAGUGUGUAUGUUUGUGUGUGUGUGUCUGAAUGUGUUUCUAAAUUCACCAACUAUUAAAAUGUAGUGUGUGUGUUUGUUUGUGUGUGUGGGUGUGUGUCUGAAUGUGUUUCUAAUGUCACCAACUAUUAAAAUUGUAAAGUGUGUAUGUUUGUGUGUGUGUCUGAAUGUGUUUCUAAAUUUACCAACAAUUAAAAUGUAGUGUGUGUGUUUGUUUGAGUGUGUGUUUGUGUGUGUGUGUGUGUGUGUCUGAAUGUGUUACUAAUCUCACCAACUAUUAAAAUUGUAAAGUGUGUGUGUGUGUGUGUGUGUGUCUGAAUGUGUUACUAAUCUCACCAACUAUUAAAAUUGUAAUGUGUGUGUGUGUGUGUGUGUGUGUCUGAAUGUGUUUCUAAAUUCACCAACAAUUAAAAUGCAGUGUGUGUGUGUGUGUGUGUGUGUGUGUGUGCGUGUGUGUGUGUGUGUGUUUGAAUGCGUUUCUAAAUUCACCAACAAUUAAAAUGUAGUGUGUGUGUGUCUGAAUGUGUUUCUAAUCUCACCAACUAUUAAAAUUGUAAAGUGUGUAUGUUUGCAUGUGUGUGUCUGAAUGUGUUUCUAAAUUCACCAACAAUUAAAAUGUUGUGUGUGUGUGUGUGUGUGUGUGUGUGUGUGUGUUAUCUCAACAACAAUUAAAAUGUAAAGUGUGUACGUUUGUAUGUAUGUAUGUAUGUAUGUGUGUGUGUGUGUCUGAAUGUGUUCAUAAUCUCACUAACAAUUAAAAUGUGGUGUGUGUGUGUGUGUGUGUGUGUGUGUGUGUGUGUGUGUGUGUGUGUGUGUGUGUGUGUGUGUGUGUGUGUGUGUGUGUGUGUGUGUGUGUGUGUGUGUGUGUGUGUCUGAAUGUGUUCAUAAUCUCACUAACAAUUAAAAUGUAGUGUGUGCGUGUGCGUGUGCGUGUGCGUGUGUGUGUGUGUGUGUGUGUGUGUGUCUGAAUGUGUUCAUAAUCUCACUAACAAUUAAAAUGUAGCGUGUGCGUGUGUGUGUGCGUGUGUCUGAAUGUGUUCAUAAUCUCACUAACAAUUAAAAUGUGAUCUGUGUGUGUGUCUAUCUGUCUGUCUGUCUGUCUGCAUGUGUUUCUAAUCUCACCAACUAUUAAAAUGUAGUGUGUAUGCUUGCGUGUAUAUUCAUGUUUGUUUGUGUGUGUGUCUGUGUGUAUUUCUAAUCUCACCAACUAUUAAAAUCUUCUUUAUUUGUACACUGCAAAAAAUAUUUUCCAUGUCAUAUUUCGUCUUGUUCCCACGUUAGAAAUAUCAAAACGUCCACAUUAACAGAUCUCCACAUGUUCCCGUUCAUGCCUAAAAUAUAAAACACACAAUUAUACAAUCAAAUCUGUUACCAUUCAAUAUUCAAAAUUCCUCUCAUAAGAAGUUCAGUAGAGUCAUUUCACUUCAGGAUGUUUACACAUUUUAAAAGCAAUACUUAUUUAAUAACUAAUAUAAAGGAAUUGGAUGUGUAUUAUGAGGGUAUUCAGUUCACAAAUGCUUUUUGUCUUCAAGCAAUAAGCCCCAAAAUGUUCUUUUUUAUUAAUUUAUGCGUGAAAUUUAAAUAUUUAAAUAUGAUAAUUAAUAUAAACAUAUACAACAUUCUGUGAAAUUGAUAUUCAUCUCAUUGUAUUAUCCAGCUUACACAUAUUUAUGGAAAAACAAGUCUGAUUGAGAAAAUAUUAGUUGCAGUGUAAUGAAGGCUGUAGUUAUUUUGAAUACGUUUCUGCAUAAAUGUGAACUCCAUAAGGAAUUAUCAUCUUGAUUUCCAUAAUCUACAUAUUUAAACCCUUUCUGCAGGAGUUGAAGGGUCGAAUUUCCACAAUCCUCACAACGGAUUUCCUCACGGUUUGAUUUUUUUCAGGGUGUCGGUGUUUCUUCUCGAUGAUAUUCCUUAUAAACCGUGAAUGAAUGAAUGACUUUUAGAGUGGCGAAGCAUCAUGUUUACAUUAAUACUCGUUUAUUGCUCAGAAAGCGCUCAGUUUUUGAUAUUUCCCAUAAAAUCAGCUUGGAAGGGUCAUGGAUUAUAUUUUUAAUGCACUCGCUGGGGUGUUUUCCUUCACUGAAAACUGGAUUCACUUCUUUUUCUUGAGCUAAGUGGUUGCAGACUAUUUAUAUGAGCUGAGUUUAAAGUUAAACAUGGCUACAUUUGUUUAAAUUCAGCCUAUAUAAAUGGUUUGCAAGCGUUUACCUCAAAAGAAAUGUAGUAAAUCCAAUGAGUGAUUGUUUUCAGUGCUGCUGUUCUGUGAGUUUAUUUUAUAUUUGGGUCGUCUCGCCAUCAGAUACGGCUGAAUCAUCUUGAGUUUGUUUGCUUCUCUCAUCGAAAUGACUUUGCACUUUGGUACAGGGAUCUGGGAGGUGGACGCCUUUCUUAUUUUAACCCUAGUUACGUGAACGCUGUUACAACGUUUUUAAGAGUUGAUGAUGUUAUGAUGAGAAACACUAUAUUUAUUCGGUUGAUGUUCACCGAAAAGGCUUUAUUCAGCCAUAUCAAUGAGACAAAUCUGCAUUUACACAGCUCUGUGGAUUGUCUGCCUGUAAUGUACUGUAAUAUACUUUGCACAGAUGUCUAUAAAUAAAGAAUUAGAUACAGAA
This is a messenger RNA of Danio aesculapii, 7247 nucleotides long. RefSeq names its product ATPase phospholipid transporting 8B1 (gene atp8b1). Gene Ontology annotation, biological process: phospholipid translocation; Golgi organization. Gene Ontology annotation, cellular component: plasma membrane. The record is from RefSeq and is a predicted model, not a curated record. NCBI's taxonomy places the organism in Eukaryota, Metazoa, Chordata, Actinopteri, Cypriniformes, Danionidae. Gene Ontology annotation, molecular function: magnesium ion binding; ATP hydrolysis activity; ATP binding.